UCACUAUGAAUGUUCCCAAAUACUUAUGGGGAGAAGCUAUUUUAACUGCUACAUAUCUUAUCAACCGUAUGCCAUCCAGUGUCCUUAAUUUUAAAACACCCAUUGAGUGCCUGCCAAGCAGUUGUCGAGUUAUGACUCUUCCACCUAAGGUGUUUGGUUGUGUGUGUUUUGUUCAUGCCCCAAAACCUUCUGGGGGCAAGCUAGGACAUAAAGCCCAUAAGUGUAUUUUUGUUGGGUACUCUCCUACCCAGAAAGGCUAUAAGUGUUACGAUCCUUAUUAGAGGAAGAUGUUUGUCUCUAUGGAUGUUACCUUUUGGGAAACAGAGGUUUUUUAUUCUCCCUCCAAACCAUCUCUUCAGGGGGAGCAUCAGCAGGAGGAAGAGAUGUUUACCUUUUAUAAUCAUAGUGAGGGGGAGAAAUUUUUCUAUGAUCAUAGUGAAGGGGAGAAGGAAAACACUGGAGAGGAACCAGUAUCUGUUGAAAGGGAAACACAUGAUAUUGGUGGUGAGAUUGAGGAACAACUACCUGCACAACGACGACUGCAGGGAGCUAGCUUACAGAGGUAUGCUAGACGGAAAAAUGGAAAGUCUUCAUGUACGUUACCACCAUGUCAAUCACAAUCACCCACUCCAGUUCCAGAUUCCUCAGCUGACUCUUCUGGUAAUGAUUCUUCUCUUAUUGAACCUCCUCCUAUGGAUCCUGACAAUCUUCCUAUUGCUAUUCGAAAAGAAUUGGCAGGAUGCAUUCAAGAUACCUAAGUGGAAAGGAGCUAUGGUAGAAGAAAUGACAGCUUUGAAAAAGAAUGGCACCUAGGAUCUAGUGUCACUUCCAGGAGGGAAGAAACCAGUGGGCUGCAAGUUAGUGUUCACUAUUAAGCAAAAGGCUGAUGGUACA
This is a messenger RNA of Rhododendron vialii, 894 nucleotides long. RefSeq lists its product as uncharacterized. The transcript is spliced from 2 exons. The record is from RefSeq and is a predicted model, not a curated record. The coding region runs from base 288 to 758 and encodes 156 amino acids. Lineage: Eukaryota; Viridiplantae; Streptophyta; Magnoliopsida; Ericales; Ericaceae.